GGAGGCGUUGGGCUCACAGGAGCGCGGGGAAGAGGUGAUGUGGAGCGAAAAGCACUUGAGCCGCGUCUAAAACCGCGUGCCGCCAAGACGCGAGACGCGCUCGGGCCACAGGCGGUUGCCCGCGCGCUGGAGCAAGCUUUCGUCAAACACCAUCGCCGACGCGCGCAAAUCCGACACUUCCCGCCAGCAACCAUUCGCACUGCACAACCCCCUCACCACCAAGCACCAUGGCCGACGGAAUCGACAGGAAAGCUGAGGAGCGGAUGGAGUUCUCCACCUCCAAGGAGGUUACCGUCGCGCCCACCUUCGAGGCCAUGCACCUGAAAGAGAACCUGCUGCGCGGCAUUUACGCCUACGGCUACGAGUCCCCUUCGGCCGUCCAGUCGCGUGCCAUUGUCCAGAUCUGUAAGGGCCGCGACACCAUUGCGCAGGCUCAAUCCGGCACCGGAAAGACGGCCACUUUCUCCAUCAGUAUUCUGCAGGUCAUCGACACGGCAGUAAGAGAGACGCAAGCUCUCGUUUUGUCUCCUACGCGCGAACUUGCGACCCAAAUCCAGUCUGUCGUCAUGGCCCUCGGCGACUACAUGAAUGUCCAGUGCCACGCUUGCAUUGGCGGCACCAACGUCGGAGAGGAUAUCCGCAAGCUCGAUUAUGGCCAGCACGUCGUCUCCGGCACCCCCGGCCGUGUUGCCGACAUGAUCCGUCGUCGCAACCUCCGCACUCGUCACAUCAAGAUGCUCGUGCUCGAUGAGGCUGAUGAGCUACUGAACCGCGGUUUCCGUGAGCAAAUCUACGACGUCUACCGCUACCUCCCUCCCGCGACCCAGGUCGUCGUCGUCUCGGCCACGCUUCCCUACGAUGUGUUGGACAUGACCACCAAGUUCAUGACGGACCCGGUUCGGAUUCUCGUGAAGCGUGACGAGUUGACGCUCGAAGGCCUGAAGCAGUACUUCAUUGCCAUCGAGAAGGAAGAGUGGAAGUUUGACACUCUUUGCGAUCUUUACGACACCCUCACAAUCACACAAGCAGUUAUCUUCUGCAACACGCGGAGAAAGGUCGACUGGCUCACGGAUAAGAUGCGCGAAGCCAACUUUACGGUUUCGUCCAUGCACGGAGAGAUGCCGCAAAAGGAGCGUGACAGCAUUAUGCAGGACUUCCGCCAGGGCAACUCCCGUGUCCUGAUCUCCACUGAUGUUUGGGCUCGUGGUAUCGACGUUCAACAGGUGUCCCUCGUCAUCAACUACGACCUGCCCAGCAACCGUGAAAACUACAUUCACCGUAUUGGGCGCAGUGGACGGUUCGGAAGGAAGGGCGUUGCCAUCAAUUUUGUCACCAGCGAAGACGUCAGGAUUCUGCGUGAUAUUGAAUUGUACUACUCCACGCAGAUUGACGAGAUGCCUAUGAACGUUGCCGACUUGCUUUCAUAAAGCGAUUUGCUCGGCGCGCGCACAGGCACGGAUCAUUGACCUCUAUUUCAUGACCAAAUAAAAAGGGCGGCCUCAGGUCGGAACUCACAGGAGCACAUGGGCGCGGAGGAUAAGGGCAUUGUAGCCAAAUG
Molecule: messenger RNA, 1558 nt
Organism: Aplosporella prunicola CBS 121167
Lineage: Eukaryota; Fungi; Ascomycota; Dothideomycetes; Botryosphaeriales; Aplosporellaceae
Exons: 3
Coding region: 228-1427 (399 amino acids)
Cellular component (GO): nucleolus; catalytic step 2 spliceosome
Molecular function (GO): RNA helicase activity; mRNA binding; ATP binding
Source: RefSeq, a predicted model, not a curated record